Messenger RNA from Erigeron canadensis, 1620 nucleotides. RefSeq names its product protein STRICTOSIDINE SYNTHASE-LIKE 3. Lineage: Eukaryota; Viridiplantae; Streptophyta; Magnoliopsida; Asterales; Asteraceae. Bases 153 to 1328 code for a protein of 391 amino acids. The transcript is spliced from 4 exons. The record is from RefSeq and is a predicted model, not a curated record. Gene Ontology annotation, molecular function: strictosidine synthase activity. Gene Ontology annotation, biological process: biosynthetic process.
AGUGUAAGUAGGUGUUCGGUAGAUCACACGGUCCACAAUUGAUUACCUCACCUGUCUCCACAACACCCACAAUAAUAGACAUAUAAAUAUACUUCCAUAUACAUUUCCCUAUAUCUAUUUCCAUCAUCAUAAUAUAUUAACUACAUUCCACAAUGACCCUCACAAAAACCCUGGCCGGAAUAUUCCUUCUGUUAGCGGUUUACUGCGGCCUUGACCCAUUGGGCCACAGCCCAAUAGCCAAUUUUCCAGACUUCGAGUCGGUUUUUGUUGACCUCCCGAAAUGGUCUGAAAUGCCCAAUGAUACAGACAGUGAGAAUUUGUUACAGAAAUCUGAAAUCAAGUUUUUGAAUGAAAUUCAAGGACCCGAAAGUGUAGCUUUUGAUCCUUUAGGACGUGGCCCGUAUGCUGGUGUUGCUGAUGGCAGGAUUAUGUUUUGGAAUGGGCUCUCUUGGGCUACUUUUGCUUUUACUUCUCCUAACCGGUCAGAGAUAUGUGACCCAAAACCAUCAAUCUUUGGCUACUUAAAGAAUGAGCAUAUAUGUGGGAGACCCUUGGGUUUGCGGUUUGAUAAGCGGACAGGUGAUUUGUACAUUGCAGAUGCGUAUUUUGGAUUGUUAAAGGUUGGACCUGAGGGUGGGUUAGCCACGCCUCUAGCAACUGAAGCUGAGGGAGUUCCUCUGAAGUUCACAAAUGAUCUAGACGUUGAUGAUGAAGGAAAUAUAUACUUCACAGAUAGCAGCACAAAGUACCAGCGAAGGAACUUCAUGCACUUAGUUUUCUCAGCAGAAGACAGUGGUAGACUUUUAAAAUAUGAUCCAAUCACGAAAAAAGCAACUGUUCUCAUUCACAACCUCCAGUUCCCUAAUGGUGUCUCUUUAAGCAAGGAUGGUUCUUUCUUUGUAUUUGCCGAGGGUUGCAAAGGCAGGUUAUUGAAGUACUGGCUCAAGGGGGAGAAAGCAGGGACAACCGAAGUGAUGGCUAUUCUACCUGGUUUCCCAGACAAUGUGAGGACAAAUGCAAAUGGUGAAUUUUGGGUGGCAAUUCAUACUCGCCGGUCCGUGUACACUCAUAUAUGCGCCUUACACACAAAACUUAGAACAAUUUUGCUGAAACUUCCAAUCCCCAUCAAGUUUCAUUACCUUCUAAGUGUUGGGGGUCGGCUUCAUGCCCUGAUUAUCAAGUACAGCCCAGAUGGUAAGAUCCUACAGAUAUUGGAGGAUACACAAGGUAAAGUUGUAAGAGCCGUGAGUGAAGUUGAGGAGAAAGAUGGGAAGCUAUGGUUGGGGAGUGUGUUGAUGUCAUUUAUUGCAGUAUACCAUUUGGACUAAAGGUAUAGCCGUUAAAGAUCUGUGUUUUUGCUAUGGGCACCAUCUCUUUUUAUGACACUAUUUAGGCCCGUCUCUUGUAUGCAUUACAAACAUUUUGUGUCGUCUUCUUAGACCAUUGGUAGGCUGUCAUAAGAACUACCAUCUAUAUGGCUUUUAUUCAGUUUUCUAGUUAAUCUUUGUGAACGGAGGGAUAACUAUCUAUCCCAUCCCCCUCCGGCCUGCUCCCUCCCUCCCUCCCCCGAUUAUGUAGGUAUCUUCAAUUAACGAAACAGAAUCGUAAACGAUUGAUUUA